CUAUUGUGCACAACGCCAUCUUAACAAGCAAAUGUACCGUCCUGUGAUUUACUUAUUUAUAUAACGGUACUCGUUCGCAUUGGAAAAAAUAUUAUUUCGCAGAUAUUUUGAUUUUAGUCGGUGAAUAUUCUGUGGUUCUGAGCUAUAUAAAAUUCUUAAAUUGUCAAUGUGAAAGCUGAGGUGAAGACAUACAAUAAAAAUGGCUUCCAAACCACAUACAUUAGAACUUCAAGUGCUUCAAUCAUCUUCGGAAAAAACAGUCUCUACCAUUGGCUUGUCGCCUCCAAGUCCAAAUACACCCACCAUAUGCUUAUCUGAAGCUCCAAAGCCAAACUCAAAUAGAAAUGGAUUCCAUUUCCCAAACCAAGGAUUUAUAGCAGACGACGAGUUGAGUCUGGAUUAUGGCGUGGUACUUAGCGAACAAGAGCGAAAGUGGAAAAUGUCAGGGAUAGGCCUACUUGAUACAGCAAGCUUGUCAUCAAUGCCGGUUGCUUCAGAGGCUAGGAUUGCUUUCAGUCCAGGCUCAAAAUCUUUGCAAACGGUGACACAAAGCCAAACCAUGUAUGAUGGGUUACACAUUCACAGGUGGCCUGGUACACACGGAUCCAACUCAUCCCUGACAAUACCUCAGUUCAACAGCAAGAGGCACAGUCUACCUAUAACAGACACACGUUUUACUCCCAUCUAG
Messenger RNA from Anneissia japonica, 688 nucleotides. RefSeq lists its product as uncharacterized. Bases 200 to 688 code for a protein of 162 amino acids. NCBI's taxonomy places the organism in Eukaryota, Metazoa, Echinodermata, Crinoidea, Comatulida, Comatulidae. The transcript is spliced from 4 exons. The record is from RefSeq and is a predicted model, not a curated record.